GUCUGUUCCCCUCGUUGCUGCUUCUGUCGUUACAGCGCACGUUAGCAAGAUGAGCGGAUCAAACGUCAAAAAGGGACCUUCCUCCGGUGUGAUGGAGUGGAUCAGUUCAGCUUGUCGGUUUGCAACAGACAGAAACGACUUCAGAAGGAAUCUUCUGGUCAACCUGGGCUUGUUUGCAGCUGGUGUUUGGGUUGCAAGAAAUCUCUCAGAUUUUGACCUGAUGUCUCCUCAGCCUGUGACAUAACCUGGUCAAAACCAGGAUGAUGCUGUCUUGGACCAACAAAGAAGAAACAAGGGACAUGACUAAAUGCUCAUGAAACUUUUGUGACUUGUUACUUUAAAACAAAUCAUCCUGUUGGCCUCAAUUAGCUUCAUUUGUCUCUAAACUUGUUUCAUGUCAUUGUACAGUAGGUGGCCUGAAGAGAAAGAAUUACAUUGAAUCAGU
This is a messenger RNA of Chelmon rostratus (copperband butterflyfish), 445 nucleotides long. It is a transcript of the gene tomm6, whose product is annotated as translocase of outer mitochondrial membrane 6 homolog (yeast). The transcript is spliced from 3 exons. The coding region runs from base 50 to 244 and encodes 64 amino acids. Gene Ontology annotation, cellular component: mitochondrial outer membrane translocase complex. The record is from RefSeq and is a predicted model, not a curated record. NCBI's taxonomy places the organism in Eukaryota, Metazoa, Chordata, Actinopteri, Chaetodontiformes, Chaetodontidae.